AUCAUCCCAUGCUCCCUCGCCUCGCUCUCGUUCAGUCGGAGCAGUUCAUCGUAACGAGUACAACGCCCGAAAGCUGACUACACUAUCUUUAAUUUUGGAAGGACUGUAAGGACCGUAUUUGGUGGUUAUAAUCUGGAUUAUUGUCGUUAAUCUGCAUCGACGUCAUGCCGCCUUUCUUGAUUUAUUGCAUCACCGGUUUAUUGCUGGCGAGAAGUUCAGCUUCCGAUACCCAAGAGGUAGUACCCUCGGAUGAUUUCAGUGUGGAACCAGAAGGUGAUACCAGCAUCCCACCACUUGAGGAAUCAUUAAAACAGUUUCAGUACCAACUUCAGGCAUAUUCCAACGACAUUUCUGACAGACUGGCAACUCUUGAAAAGACUUGUAAAGAAAACGACGCAACUACCACUUUCUCUAAAGGUUUCCAAUAUCGUGUGCAAACGGAAGUUUUUAAGAACCCACUGCUGAAUGCGAUGCUGAAAUCUGCACAAGGAAAAAUGUCAGCCUUUGCGCAGAUCUUCGAAGACGACCUUGCUUCGGUAAUAAGCGAUGCCAAGGAAAUUAUUAGUAAACGUUUUGACGAGAAAGUGACAGCCAUACAGGAAGCUAUGGAUGGUGUGCGUACUAGUGCUGAAGAAAUACCGAGCAGAACUGCAAUGGACGAAGUUGUAUACAAUAGCUUGAAACAAUAUUCAUCGAAACUUCCCAAGGCCGAAGAUGGUGAGAAAGGUAAAAUUGCUUUGCCCUCUAAAGCGUUAUAUGCAAAUAUGAAAAGCACUGUAGAUGACCAAAUUCAAAUGCUGGCAGAUAGAUUGAAUAACAUGAGUGUUUGCACUGAUCGUGGAAAGCAGAUUGAAGAUAGCUUAGCAAGAGUGAUGGAAUCUGAAAGAAAAUUCGCCCAGCUAAAGGAUAUUGUCACGAACGCAACAGUAACCAAAUGCCCAGUGCUACAACGAAGUCUUUUAUCAAACCUAGAAUCUGCUGUUGAACAAAAUAAGGAUUCGGUCGUAAACAUAUCAGAUAUUUUGGAAGGUACAAAGACUAAAGUACUGAGUUCCCUGGACAAAUUAAAGGACACCUAUUUUCCUUUAGUCCAGUUAAAAUAGGCAGCCAAAACAGUAUACCCACCUAUGUAUUCCGAAGAAGGCAGCAGAAAUAACAAUUCAAGAUAUCAAACCAGCGUGAGAAAGCUUAAUGACACAUUAACCACUGAAUUGUAACGGCUGAGCAGUCGUUCGUCAUGUGAUCUGCAAAAUUUUGAAAAUUCUCAUCCCUUCUGAUCAACUCUUCGAAUGUGUGUUGGUGUUCCUGAAGUUCAUUCAAGGAAGAAUUUUCUUUGUGUGUCAAAUCCAAUCGCACUGAAUUCCAGAGAUAAACUCACUUAGAAUUAUCACAAAGUGAAUCUAUCGCACCCACCCACAUCACUGCCACUAAGGUGGCGCAGAAUAGAAUAGAACUAGACUUAGGUUGAGGAGGGGAGUCUGGGAAUUACAAGGAACUUUGUUCACUAAUAAAGGUUGCCUGACA
This is a messenger RNA of Macrobrachium nipponense, 1524 nucleotides long. RefSeq lists its product as uncharacterized. The record is from RefSeq and is a predicted model, not a curated record. Bases 165 to 1103 code for a protein of 312 amino acids. Lineage: Eukaryota; Metazoa; Arthropoda; Malacostraca; Decapoda; Palaemonidae. The transcript has 2 exons.